This is a messenger RNA of Pisolithus orientalis, 633 nucleotides long. RefSeq lists its product as uncharacterized. NCBI's taxonomy places the organism in Eukaryota, Fungi, Basidiomycota, Agaricomycetes, Boletales, Pisolithaceae. The transcript has 4 exons. The coding region runs from base 1 to 633 and encodes 210 amino acids. The record is from RefSeq and is a predicted model, not a curated record.
AUGCACCAUCACAAGAAAGCCAUCAAAAGAGUGUUGGAGGAAGCAGGGAUCAAGCAGGGAUCAGCAGAAAUGAUCAAGUCAUAUCAGAAGGCCAUUGACACCAUCAUGAAGUCCCUGACUGCUGAGGAGAUACAGGAGCUGAGGAUCUGGCCACAGAAUGGACUGAGCAGCAGCCACCAUGGGAUGUUCAAUCAGAAAAAGAAAGGCCAACAAUAUGCUGAGGAGUUUGCUAAGGAAAUGUGGAAGCAGUGUGAGGCAAGGGUGGUAGUGAUGGUGGCAUGGGAAGAUGUCAAUAGAGGCUUGGAGGACUGCAGGGACAAAUUUGUCAAGUAUGCAUGGACAGCAUUUGGGAGUGGUGGCACAGAUGAGACUCAGCAGACAAUGAUGCUGCUCCACAGCUGCAGCAGUGAAAGAAACUGGCAAAGGACAAAGUUAACCUGCCACUCAGCAAGGAUGGAUGAGUUGACAGCAAUCUUGGAGUGGUGGCAGGAGCAGAAGAUGCAGCAUCCCAACAAUAUAUUUGCAUUCAUGCCAGUUGGAGAUGCAAUGUUGGUUGGGUGCCAUUGGAUGUGGAACAGGGUGCCAAAGACAUCCCAGACCCAGCAGGGGGACAGAAAACAGCUGGCCAAUUGA